GUUCGAGAAAUUGCAAUGGAGCUUUUCCCCUGUGAUUCCCAAGUUGGCUUCAAAUGGCAAUCAUCAGCUAUAUUGGCACUUCAAGAAGCUACUGAAGCAUAUAUGGUCUAUGUCUUUGAGAUGCUUACAUUAAUGAAAAAGGAUAUGGAGUUGGCUAAUAGACUUCGUGGUGCAGCAAAAGAACUCUCAUUUGAUAUAGGUGGUGGUGAAGAUGAUGGAAAAAAGUCUGGAAGAAUUUGGUGUAAUACAUUUCCAAGUUCAUAUCAAAACAAAGAUCACAAAGUCAAUGAGAGAACUUACUCUCAUAAUGUGGCAAAUGCUUUGAUGGAUUUUAUGCUGUAUGAUGUGAAAAAUAUUGAAGAGAGAUGGGAUGGGUGUACUUGUCAGUCAACAGACUUUAGAAACAAUGUUGGUGGGCCAACAAAGUUUCCUGAUUUCUUUUCAUUUUUCAAUUUCACAAAUGAGCACCAUUUUGAUUUUCUAUUCUGUGAAAUAAGUAAUGGUCCUUUUCCAAAAAAUUUGGACCGCAAUGAUCAUGUUUUAGGUGACUUAAAAAGACUUGAAAAAAUUUUCAAGGAUUCCUUUAACCAUAGUCAUUUCUUUUUUAAGAAACAUGAAAAUUAUAAGCAGCUCUGUUCUUACCUGGACCAGCUUAAGAGGAUAAUGGUUCAUUUUCAUGAAACAUCUGUUGAUUUUUACAUUCUUGAUAGACAUUUUUAUCCAUUUUAUAGAAUGAGUGCUGUCAAGACUUUAACCAUUCCUUUAUUUUCUGACCAAUUUCAUGUCAAAUAUGACAAGAUAGUGAAACUAUGUGAAACUUUACUAAGCUUCAAUAAUAUAAUAUCCUACAACUUUCGUCUUUUACUUGAAGUGGAAUCCAUCAUAAAUCUUAGUCAAUCCACACCACCACAUCAAACACAAUCUAAGUCAACACCACCAUUUUCUGGAAGCCUGUUUAGAACAUACAAUUCCUAG
Messenger RNA from Entrophospora candida, 975 nucleotides. Lineage: Eukaryota; Fungi; Glomeromycota; Glomeromycetes; Entrophosporales; Entrophosporaceae. The record is from the annotation of a GenBank genome assembly.